Vespa velutina is the source of this 1843-nucleotide messenger RNA. RefSeq names its product methyltransferase-like 26. NCBI's taxonomy places the organism in Eukaryota, Metazoa, Arthropoda, Insecta, Hymenoptera, Vespidae. The transcript is spliced from 3 exons. Bases 189 to 857 code for a protein of 222 amino acids. The record is from RefSeq and is a predicted model, not a curated record.
CAUGCAAGAUCAUAUACCGUACAUAAAAAAAUAAAAGUGCAAGAAUUGUACAGAUUUAUAGUUAUUAUAUUUUGACUCAAAGGUCGAUUAAUUUUCUAUUAUAUUCUUAAAGACGAUUGACUGCUGUUCGCUAAUAUUCGAUUGUUAAAUAUCUCUGAUAUAUAUUUACACCAAUGUAAUAAUCAACUAUGAACAUAAUUCAUUGUGCUGCCAGUCACAGUAGGUCCACAAGUAUGGCUGCUAAAAAACUGAUAUAUCCAGCGGCAGAACGUAAUAAGGAUCCUAUUUUAUCAGUUUUACGACGAUACAUACAACGUGGUACAACUCAGAAGUUUCUGGAGAUAUCCUCGGGUUCGGGACAACACAUUGCUCAUUUCGCUCCUCAUUUUCCACACAUUACAUUUUAUCCUUCAGAAUAUGAAACACGAUUAUUAGAAAGUAUUGCCGCACAUGCUAAUGGGUUUUCUAAUAUAAAAAACCCUUUAAAAAUAGAUAUUACUACCGAUUAUCAAACCUGGGGUAAUGGUAUUUUUUUGGAAAAAAGUAUAGAUUACAUAUAUAAUGCUAAUAUGAUGCACUGUGCACCAUAUCAAUGUUCAAUCGGUUUAUUUAAAAAUGCUGGCAAAUUAUUAAAAGCUAAUGGUGUUCUAUUUACAUACGGCCCUUAUGCUAUUGAUGGGACUAUCACACCAGAAAGUAAUGUACAAUUUGACAGAUCUUUAAGAUCAAUGAAUUCUGAUUGGGGCCUCAGAGAAUUGAGAGAAUUAGAAAACUUAGCUGAAGAAAAUAAUGUUAAGCUUGUAGAAAUCUUUAAUAUGCCUUCUAAUAAUAAAGUUAUUAUUUGGAAAAAAAAUUAGAUAUUAUUUGACGAAACAUUAGUUAGUAAUAUAAUAUAAUACCAUAGAAAUAUAAAAAAUAUUUCUAAACACAAAUUUUAACGACAUAUUUCCGCUAUCUAGUGAUCUAUAUAUCUAUUUGAACAUAUAUCUGCACUGUAUUUAAUUCAAAUAAUUAUAUCUAAAAUUGUAGAAAAAUAUAUAUUUUAUAAAAAGGAAAAAAAAAAAAAAAAAGAGAAAAAGAAAAAACUUCUAUAAAUCUUAAUACUUAAUAUCCUCAUUUUUCAUAAAGAAAUCAACAUUUUCUAAUCCUUCUGGUAAAUAAUUUAAUCCAGAUUCGUCUUUAUGCAACAUAUUAUAUCCUUUGCCAUAUCCUGUAAGGAAAAAAUAAUGGUAUAUGGUAAACGACAAAGAAAAAUAAUUUUACAAAUAAAAUGAAGGAAAAAUUUGAAUUACCAAGAUUCUUAAGAGUUUUUGUUUGACCAUUUCUUAAAUGUAACGGUACUCCUGGUUGAGGGCCUUUAUGAUUUGCUACUAUGCUUUGAGCUGCUCUAAGUGCAUCUUCCAUCAAUCUAGACUUUGGGGCACGAGCUAAAUAAAUUGUACAUUGUGCCAAAAGAACAUCACAUUCUGGCAUACCUAUCAUUUUACAACCAUUCAUGGUAUUUACAGCGAUACCUAUAAUAAAUAUCAAUACCUUACGUAAUAUAAAAUUCGUUGGUAAUAUAUACAUUUGCUUUCUUUUUCAAAAUCUAUUUACUAAUAUCGUCUUACUCAAAGCUUUUGGAUCCUCUAAGCCAACAUCUUCACAUGCCAUUCUAACUAAUCUUCUUGCUAUAUAAACUGGAUCCUCACCACCCGCGAUCAUUCUAGUUAACCAAUAAAGAGAAGCAUUUUCAUCGCUUGCCCUUACAGAUUUAUGCAAAGCUGAAAUCAUAUCAUAAUGUUGAUCUCCUUUUUUGUCGUAUAACAUAUGUGUUUUCCUUAGAUUUUCUUUAAUAUCAUUU